This is a messenger RNA of Astrephomene gubernaculifera, 3387 nucleotides long. The record is from the annotation of a GenBank genome assembly. NCBI's taxonomy places the organism in Eukaryota, Viridiplantae, Chlorophyta, Chlorophyceae, Chlamydomonadales, Astrephomenaceae.
CUACCACCUGGAUAAGUGGUUUUCGUGACCUUUUUAAGAAUAGUAAUAUCGCAGCUUGUUGAACAUGCAGCUGCUUGCACAGCGUAAUGCUCAGCGCGCUGCUGUGCAGCGUCGCAACGGACAGCUUAGUCCUUUGUCGACUCGUGCUCGCUGUGGCAUAACUUCCUAUGGAGCAGCUAGGUUUGUUGCUGGAAGCCGGAGGGCAGCAUUUCGCGUACAGGCGCAAGCCCAGACCGCUGUCGCGCCUAGCAGCGCGCUGGCCGUGGGCACUAUUGCGCUGCGCAAAGCUGUCUCUCAGACAGCAUACAAGGGGACCAACGUCUUCGUUGCAGGGGGCCAAGGGCAACUGGCGAUCCGCGUUAUCCGUGACCUACUUACUGCCGGAUUCAAAGUCACCGCUGCCGUGUCCGACCCCGCUGCUGCUUCCGCCGCGGUGGCCUUCUUCACGCGCUACGAGCUGCUAGGCAAGACGGCCGCAGCCAACUUGAAGCUGGUACCGCUGGGGGAGCUGCUGGAGGCGGGAGAGGAGGGGCAGCAGGCGUUGAAGGGGCUGCCCAAGCGGGCUAAGAUUGUGGUGGUGGAGGGCGAUGAGGAGGGUCGCAACAAGACAGGGGUCAAGGAGGUUCAGCUGGCCCUGCGUCUGGCUGAGGCCACCUCGGCCUCCCAGCUACUGCUGGUGUCCACCGGGGCUGCAGGGGCAGGGGCGGUUGGGGUGGCGGUUGGGGUGGGCGGUCUGCUAGGAGGGCUGUUCGGAGGUAGCAGCAGCAGCAGCAAUGGUACGGGGGCUGGCGCGGAGGGCAGUGGUGAGGGAUCGGAGGGACGGCCGGUGGAGAAGCUGACAAAGAUUGAGCAGAUGGUGGCGGAUAGCGGUCUGCCUUACAGUAUUGUUCGCGUGUACGGCAGUGAUCGUACGGCAGACGGAUCCGAGCCCGGCAGCUACCUGGCAAUCGGGUCGCUGGGCUCACUGCCUUCCACCCGGGUGGCCUCGCGGGCACAGGCGGCGGUUGUGGUUUCGGAGGUUCUCAAGGCCCCCGGGCCCACCAGCGGGCUGGUGUUUGAGGUUGGGGCAACCACGGAGGAGCAGCGCGCCCCCGCAGACGCGGUUGCGGAGAUCAUCGCCGCUGCCGAGUCAGCUGCUGCUGAAGCUGCUGCUGCUGCCGCCGCGGCUGCUGCCGAGGCUGCCAGUGCUGCCGGCGCCGCUGCUUCCUCCUCCCCCGCUGCUGCUGCCGAGGGCUUGUUCGCCGGCUUUGCGGGUGUGCUGCCGGCACGCAAGGCCGCUGCUGCUGCUGAGACUAACGCCGCAGCAGCCGCAGAGGCCCAGCAGCGGCAGGAGGAGGAGGAUGCCGCAACCGCCGCCGCCGCCUCGGCCACUGCGGCUGCCGGCAACGUCUUCCUAGGUUUCGGACUGCCGCUGAAGCUCGCCUCAGCUGCUCCGGCGAAGCAGGCGACGGCGGCGGCGGCGGCGGAGGAGGAGGACCGCCAGGUGAAGACUGCGGAGCUGCCGGCAGUGGGCACUCGCAGUGCUCGACGCGCCGCGGAGGCACGUGCCGCCGCCGCUGCCGCUGCCGCUGGUGGCGCCCGCCGGAAGGGGGCGGUUUCGGAGCCGGAGGAGGUGGUUGUGGAGGCGGCUAAGAAGGCGGCAGGCACCGGCUUUUCCUGGUUUGGAACGGGCAAGGUCGCAGCUAAGAAGCAGCAGGAGGAGGAGGAGGAGGAGGAGCAGCCUAAGAAGGCAGGUAGCGGAUUUUUCAGCUUUGGAACCGGCAAGGUAGCGGUCAAGAAGCAGCAGAAGGCGGAAGAGGAGGAGGAGGAGGCUCCUAAGAAGGCUACAGGCAGCGGCUUCACCUGGUUUGGAACGGGCAAGGUCGCAGCCAAGAAACAACAGCAGGAGGAGGAGGAAGAGGAGGAGGAGCAGCCGGCUAAGAAGCCCGGGUUCUUCAGCUUAGGAACGGGCAGGGUCGCCGUGAAGAAACAGCAGCAGGAGGAGAAGGCAGCAGCGGUGGCUCCCAAGCGAGGAGGCACCGCAAUGCGCAGCAGCAGCAGCAACGGCCGGGCAGCAGCCGCUGCCACAGCCGCACCGCCUAAGCGCAGGGCCCCGGAGCCGGAGACCCCGCCCACUCCCUCCAAGCGGGCCUCCGCCUCCGCCUCUGCCUCCCCGACUGUCGUACGCUCCCGGCCUGCCACCCCCGAACCCGCUAAGAAGCCCUCACCGCCAACAUCUAGCAGCAGCAGGAGCAGCAGCAACCCUAGCAAGAGCAGCAGCAGCAGCUCCUCCUCCUCCGGUCCCACCUACAUUCCCGGCACUCGUGGAGCCCGGUUGGCGGCGCUGCAGCAGCAGAAGGAGCAGCUCAAACAGCAGCAGCAGCGGAAGAAGUGAGAGCAGCAGGGGUGCGGGUAGGAGGGGAGGAUUAUUGGAGCAGGAGAGGGAGCGGAAGUAGAGCAGAGGCGCAUGAUGGUAGGGGCAUAGCACGGAGAUUGAUGAUGGGUGAUGAGUGAGGCGCGAUCAGGGUGCUUACUAGUGUAUCAGCAGGGGAUGCCCAGGGUGUGCGCUGCUCGUGGCGACAGUAGCGUGCACGGUUUUAAGGAGAGGUGGGUGGGGGGGGGGUGAAAAGAAAUGCCAAACCACAUAAGUGAGAGCAAGACAAAGGGGAUAGGUGGCGGGGGAGGGAUUGUUGCAUGAGUAUGGAUUGGCUGUGGAGCAGAGUAGCGCGAUAGACGCAUGGAUGGACGAGUGUUCAGCUCCAAGAGUUCCGGCAUCGUGUUAUUGUUGUUGCUAGAAGGCUAGGUAGGUGUGCCCCGCAACGGUGAUCACAAGACACUUUUUUACUGCGUGCAAGCGGUGCGUGGGCGAUGCAACAGGCAUGCAUGGGCGAGGUGCAAAGCUACCUGUUGAGCUGAGAGGCCGGCUGCGUGGAAGGUAUGCGAGUAUACCUACCUAUCGUGAUCUUUCGUGAGGACCCUUGCCCCGUGAGUCUGAUGUGUGGCGACCCCAGCGGAACCGUGGGGAGGGAGGUCUGCUGCUGCCUAGAGCAAGCCCUGCUGGCUUUUGUUCCUUUUUCCUAACCAUGGCAGGUUUGGUGCCGCUCGGACGCAGCAGCAUUCUUAGAACGAGAAAUGUGUCAUUACAUCGUGACCCACGGGUCAGUACCGCGGUUGUGCGGUUAUUGUUGCCUAGAGCCAGGGGCGAGCUGCACUACAGGUGGGCAGGUGUGGUGGGGUCCAUGUGUUGGAUUUUGGAUUUUGAACUGUAGUGCCGCUUAUAUAGAGAAGAAAACUAACGAUUUUCAGGUGAGCACAAUGUGUUUUGCUUAGGAGGGAGAAUACCAGUAAGAGGGCAAGAGAAGUUGAGAAGCUGGUACGAGUAUAUAAUUGUUACAAGCUGCUUACUUC